Messenger RNA from Cariama cristata (Red-legged seriema), 1666 nucleotides. It is a transcript of the gene RTN4, whose product is annotated as reticulon 4. The record is from RefSeq and is a predicted model, not a curated record. Gene Ontology annotation, cellular component: postsynaptic density; neuron projection. NCBI's taxonomy places the organism in Eukaryota, Metazoa, Chordata, Aves, Cariamiformes, Cariamidae. Gene Ontology annotation, biological process: brain development; neuron differentiation; endoplasmic reticulum tubular network formation. Bases 47 to 628 code for a protein of 193 amino acids. The transcript is spliced from 7 exons.
GGGUAGUCAGCUGUGCAAGAUCUGGGUGCAUGCAGGCACACUCAAGAUGGAUGCCAAAAUGGUUGUUGACCUCCUUUACUGGCGAGACAUUAAGAAGACGGGAGUGGUGUUUGGUGCCAGCUUGUUCCUGCUGCUUUCAUUAACAGUGUUCAGCAUCGUGAGUGUGACAGCUUAUAUUGCCUUGGCCCUGCUUUCUGUGACGAUCAGCUUUAGGAUAUACAAGGGAGUUAUCCAGGCAAUCCAAAAGUCUGAUGAAGGCCACCCGUUCAGGGCUUACUUGGAGUCCGAUGUAGCCGUGUCUGAAGAGCUUAUUCAGAAGUACAGUAAUGUUGUGCUUGGUCACAUUAACGGCACAGUCAAAGAGCUGAGACGUCUCUUCCUAGUCGAUGACUUAGUUGAUUCUCUGAAGUUUGCAGUGUUGAUGUGGGUAUUCACUUAUGUUGGUGCCUUGUUUAAUGGUCUGACAUUACUGAUUCUGGCUUUGAUUUCGCUCUUCAGUGUUCCUGUUAUUUAUGAGAGACAUCAGGCCCAAAUUGACCAUUAUUUGGGACUCGUGAACAAGAAUGUCAAAGAUGCAAUGGCCAAGAUCCAAGCAAAGAUCCCUGGGUUGAAGCGCAAAACUGAAUAAAAAGCCUGAAGCAACUUAUCGAUAGGAAGUUCGUCUUUAAGGGGGGAAAAAAUACUUACUUGGAUUGACAUGGGGAGGGUCAGGGAAUAGCAACGCCCUUGACAUCGCAGUGCAAUUUCACAGAUCUUUAUUUUUUAGCAACGCAGUGUUUGAGGAAAAAAUAACUGUUUUGACUGCCAUGUGUUUCAUCAUCUUAAGUAUUGUAAGCUGCUAUGUAUGGAUCUAAAACUAAUCAUCUUUCUUUAUCCUGUGUGCAGCACUGGCUAAUACAAAAGAUUUGCGAAAGCUGUACAUUUUGCUUCAUCAGAGGUAGUCCCUGCUGCGUUCCGGAGGAGGUAGUGCAGGUGGAGCGGAGGAUAACACUUCCCAGUUUGUGCACUGUGUAUGGUCUGUGUAGAUUGAUGCAGAUUUUCUAAAAUGAGAUGUUCUAGAAGAAUAUACCAUUUUAGCAAGUUUUGAAAAAUCUUGCCUUUUUGGUAUGAGUAUAGCUGUAUCGUGAUUUUAUUGUUUUAUCAAUUGCCUAUAUAUAUAUAUGUGUGUUUCACAAAGCUUAGAUCUUUCAGCUGCUCCACAGUGCUUCAUACUUCAGAGGAUUGACUGAGUUCUGGACUAGCUCCAUAGCACACAAGCUUGAAAAACUAAAAUGUCUCUGUAAACACUAGCAUCUGUUUAAAAAAAACCAACCAAACAAAAGAGAAAUGAACAAAGGAACUGCCACAUAUAUUAAAAGAAACUACAGCAUACACUUUGUUGCACGGACGUACGGUAGAUGAUUUUGAGCAAAUAAUUCUACAGUCUCUCAAACUCUGAUAAUCUGUGGACCGAAUAUCUACUGCUGCAAAAUGUUGUUUGGAAACUUAAAACCUUGUUAUGCAAGAAAUGAUAAGUGAAAAUUUAUACACUUGCAGUUUAAGCUGUAUUGAACUAAGUCUGUGGAAUGCAUUGUGAAAUGUAAAAAAAAAAAAACCAAAACAACAAAAAAAGCAAAAAAAAAAAACCCCAACAAAAACCCCAAGUAUCAAUAAAGCUUAUAGACAU